Micropterus salmoides (largemouth bass) is the source of this 1631-nucleotide messenger RNA. RefSeq names its product opticin (gene optc). The coding region runs from base 114 to 1172 and encodes 352 amino acids. Lineage: Eukaryota; Metazoa; Chordata; Actinopteri; Centrarchiformes; Centrarchidae. Gene Ontology annotation, molecular function: protein binding. The record is from RefSeq and is a predicted model, not a curated record. The transcript is spliced from 7 exons.
GCAUUGUCUACAAGCCAUUCGGAGGCCAAGUGAACAGCAGGGGCCUGCAGGGACUCUCCAGUCUGAGCACCUAGGGCACAAAGCAGCAAAGAAAAGCAACAGGAUUAGAAGACAUGAGGGUUGUGGAGUCUUUAGGAGGGUACAGCGCAAACAAAGCACAGGUAGUCUCCAUGUUUGAGCUGGGGAUGUCUCUGCAGUCUCUCAUGUUGGCUCUUGCCUUGAUCCUGGUCUUCCUGGGCCCCUGCCCUGGCAAGGCCGCCCCUCCUGGUGAGCUAGAUGAAGAGGCUUUUGAACUUGAGAACUACGACCUGAACAGUGAGAUGGACUGGGAAAACCUGGAUGUCAACAUUUAUGGAGACAGUUAUGAUUAUGAUGACUUGGAUCAAGAGAUUGAAGUGGGCACAGUAGCACCAGACACCCCUCCACCAGCCACCCAGCCCACAGCUGAAUACUAUGAGGAGGAGGUGACCCUGCCCACAUUGCCUCCAGUUCCUGUCACCUUGGACUUCGAUGGACCAGGUCUCUUUGGCCCGGAGACUGGCCUAGGUAUGCCUACCUGCCUACUGUGUGUGUGUAUUGGUGGGAGUGUGUACUGCGAUGACAUGGGCCUGGACCAGGUCCCACCCCUGCCCAAAGACACCAAACGUUUUUAUGGCCGCUACAACAAGAUCCAACAUGUCAAGAACACAGACUUCAUCAACCUCAAUAAGCUCCAGUCCAUUGAUCUAACUGGAAACAAGAUCUUAUGGGUGGAUGAGGAUGUGUUUCGCUCGCUGCCGCAGCUGCAGGAGUUACUGUUGGCUGAUAACAACCUGCAGGUCAUGCCCGAGCUGCCAGUCACCAUGAAACACAUUGAUCUGCGCAACAACAGGCUGACCAGUAGUGGGGUACAUUCUGAGGGAUUCAAGGAUAUGAGCCAACUGGAAUUCCUCUAUCUGUCCAACAAUAACCUGGAUUACAUUCCUACGCCACUGCCACUGAGACUGAGAGCAUUACACCUGCAGAAUAACAACAUCCAGUCUCUGCAUGACAACACCUUCUGCAACCGCCAUGAUCGCAACUUCAUCCGCCGUAACCUGGAGGAUAUCCGUCUGGAUGGAAACCCCCUGAACAUCAAUCUGUUUGCCCAGGCCUACAUCUGCCUGCCACGCCUGCCUGUAGGGAGUCACUGACUACUGCCAGACACUAUAGUCCACGCCCCAAAAGGAACUGUAAUUUCUGUUUCACGUGAAUUAUAUGGGUUUUGAGGGCUCAAGACCAAAACAUCAUGAGACAUGACUGAAAUAGAUUUUUUAAAGCUUCAUUAUAUAAUUUUUUGCCUUCUAAAGCCUUCUAAAGUAGGUAAGGUAACAUAUGCCUGUUUACAUAUCCAGCAGGCACAGAACAACAUUAGCUUUAGAAAAAUAGGAAGAGAAAAAUAUUGUAUUGUGGUGUUAGUGAUGGAGUGUGUCACAUGGCCCACCCUGGGAUUUAUUAUCCAAUAAAUUUGAAAUCCUGUUCCACCACCCAUCCACCUGUUCUAGGUUGACUAUAUAUGUGGUUUGUCCAUUUUGACUCUGAUGAAAACGCAAUUGUGUCAAAAUUUGUUCUGUUUACAUAACUAAAGGCUGCAAAUCAAUCAGUGUGCUCCA